UGCUGAGCCAGGAUGGGUUUUGCCGAAGACAAAGUGUACGACUACAUCUUGAAAAACCUCAACAAUUUCAAGAACAUCCGUGUGGCAUCGCUGGCCGAUUCCCUGAGCUGCCUGACCGAUGCCGACAGAGAUGAACUUCACACCCGGGAGGAAACGCGGGGCAGCCAGGCGACCGUCUAUAGGUUUUACCAGCACCUGAAGUGCCGGCAGGGCUGGGUGCCGGAUCUUAUCGAGGCGCUGCGCCAGAACAACGCCGGGCACCUGGCUGACGAGCUGCAGCACGUAUAUGACUCCUGGCAAGCCUGUCCCCCAGCUCCUGCCGCUGGCUCCUUCCCCCCCUCCGCCAACGGCGGGGACGGGCUGAGCCACCGGCAGCACCCGGUGUGUGUGGACAACGGGUGUUUUGGCAACGCCAAUCACCUGCACCGUGGCGCACCGGGCUUCGGUCUGGGCAGGUCUCUUCCGCCGAGGGAUGCGGGCAGUGCUCGCAGCCCCGAGCAGCCUAGGAGAGAGCCCGAAGAGGAUUUCUAUGUCUCCACUGAGUUGCCCACGAGGCUGGAGGAAACCGCUCGCAGUGGGGGGACGCAGCCCCCCGACUCGCCACCGAAAAAACAGGCUGUGCCCGGCUCCGAGGACAGCGAGCCCCCGGGCAGCUACGUGGAUGUGCGCAGCCCCCUCCUCAUACAGCAGCAGUUCGAUGCGGAGCAGAAGCGGGCCGGGAUGGUGCGAGAGGGCAGAGGAGAUAGAGGUGGGUUUCCUUCUCGGCAGGUCUGUGCAGGCAGCCUGCUGACGGGGAGCAGGGUUGACGGAUGCCUGUCCUGCUUGAUG
Messenger RNA from Egretta garzetta (little egret), 828 nucleotides. RefSeq names its product mitochondrial antiviral signaling protein (gene MAVS). The transcript has 4 exons. The record is from RefSeq and is a predicted model, not a curated record. The annotation marks the transcript as partial. Lineage: Eukaryota; Metazoa; Chordata; Aves; Pelecaniformes; Ardeidae.